CAAAGGCCCAAAAAGUAGCCCAAAUCCAUACCUUGGCUAAUUUGGCUGGAAACCAGCCAACUUGGCAACCCUGUAUCCUCCUGCCUGCAAUGACAUUCAGGGGCUUGCCGCCAUGUAACAUCAUGCCUCAGCUUCCCUCCAUUUUUUGCAAGGGCUUCAGAAUGUUAGAGGCGCUAGCAUAACUGACAUCGCAGGGAAGAGGAUGAAUGGGGAAGGUGGGACCUGUCGGGGCGGCAAAAAAUAAAAGGGGAUCACAUUCACAAAACUGCUACAAGUAAUACUAGAGGCACAAUAAGGAUUUCUUAGUAACACAUAGAUUUUAGAAGGGGUGAAAGCAGGGUGCACUUUUGAUUUUCAGACAGAUGUCCUAAAACGUACACCAUACACUGAAGGGCGUGACACCUUCCUUGGUGAUAGAUCGGGAAUACAGGUCCUGUGUGGGUGCCGAGCGACUAGGUAGGAGAAAGCGAAAGGCAGGAAUCUGAUGAGAUCCUGUGUAGGGCAAGGAGGAAGAGGAGGAUCCGAGUAGUAGUGGGGAGAGGAAGGUGUCAGCAAGGCAGCUCAUCUAGUCAGUGAGAGGAGCGCAGCUAUAUGUGUGCGUGUCUUCUUCCACUCGUGAAAGUGUAAGAGCAGUAGCGUCGCUUAUCCAGCAAUCCCAUACAACUAGCUAGCGCCAUGUCUUACUAUCAGCAGCAGCACCAGCACCGGCCCCCAGGGAACACCAUGCCUGACCAGUCAUUCUUAUGGAACGUCUUCCAAAGAGUGGACAGAGACAGAAGUGGUGUUAUAUCUGACACAGAACUUCAGCAAGCCCUGUCAAAUGGAACAUGGACACCAUUUAAUCCUGCAACUGUGAAUUCUAUCAUAUCCAUGUUUGACAGGGACCACAAGGACGGUGUGAACUUUAAUGAAUUUUCAGGCGUCUGGAAAUAUGUUACAGACUGGCAGAACAUAUUCCGAACAUAUGACCGAGACAAUUCCGGGCUGAUUGAUAAAAGUGAACUAAAGCAAGCUCUGUCAGGUUUUGGUUAUCGUCUUUCAGAUCAGUUUAAUGAUGUCCUCAUUAGAAAAUUUGACAGGCAAAGGAGAGGGCAAGUAGCCUUUGAUGACUUCAUUCAGUGCUGCAUUGUCCUGCAGAGACUGACUGAUGUUUUCAGGCGUUAUGACAGUGAUCAAGAUGGCUGGAUACAAGUAUCUUAUGAGCAAUAUCUUACAAUGAUCUUUAGUGUUGUAUGAUGCCAUAACACUGACCCUUGCCAGUAAAGAGACUGGGCUUUCCAAUUUUUAUCAGAUUACAGCACCUUUCUGGAAUCAUCUGCUAUUACCAUCCCCCCUCUCCAUUUUUGGAUAAAUUAAAAACUGUAUAUAGGGAUAACUUAACAUUGUAUAAAUAGAAUAUUAACAUUGACAUAUUAUUUACAGGAAACUCCUUAUUAUAGCAAGUUUUCUCAAUGUGCCAGGAGACGCAAUAUACUUUUCGUUCUAAUAGUUUUAUUUAGCUUUUUAAACUGAAUUAAAUGCCAUACAGUAAAUCCUUGUACUUAAUCUCAGCUAGGCUGGAUAUGAUCACACGUACCUAAAUUUGCACAGUAACUUCAUACAAGCUACCCUAAAAUGUACUGUAUACUGUUUAACAGCAGCUAUAAAAUAAAACAGUUUCCACUUCCAAAACAAUUUAAUUUGUUUUGAGGAUUUUCUUUUUUAAUUUUUAGGAUAUGGUAGGUCUUCCAAACAAGCUAAAGCAGAUAUGUCCUGACAAAGGCUUACCUGGGAAAGCUGAAGGUAUUGCAGGAAUUGCAUCUCAUGAUAUAAGUUGUUUUACUUAUCUCUCAAUAUGGCUUAGUGUUUAGGUUUUAAACAGGAACAUAUUAUCUUUGUAAACAAGUGGAAUGUCACAUACCCCCUGAUGCAGGGGACCAGACCGACAUCAUGGGCUUUUCGUAUCGUGUGGAAAAAAGUCUUCCGACAUUAAGUAACUUUGUUUGUGAGACACCAUUUUUAUCAGCCAGGAGCCACUGACUGCUGUGAUUUUGAGAAGGAACUUUCCAACAGACCAGAUAUGCUAGUAAACCUGUUAAAUUCCAUCCAGCAUGAUGCAUACUGAUAAACAAUGAAACCCUGUAUUGCACAUUCUUUCAUAGUAGCUCCUCUUUAUAAUAAAUGUUUUGUUCAUACACACAAAAGAGCUGCUACCUCCCCAAUCCCUUACAAGAAAUACACCUUUAUUGUUUUUACAUCAAUAUACAGUAUAAACCGGUAGCCUAAAUAUAGUGUUUUCCAAUAACAGGUUCCUAACAUGGCCUUGUUAACAAGUUAAUUUGUAGUGCCUAAACUAUGACUGAAAUUGGCUAACCAGGAAAAAUGACUUGAAAGGACAUUUAGGGGCAGAUUUAUCACUCACUUGAUUCAUUCCCAUGGAAUUCAAUAAAUAUGCCUCUAAAAUCCCAUAGGAAUGAGCCAAGUGGUGGAUUUUUACUGUGGUGAGCUCUAAUGUUAUACAUUGCUAAAUCUGCCUCAGUAUCUCACAUGCCCCAUAUGUUUCUUGUAUGUUUCAACUGGAAUCUGGGCACCUACUUUGCACUGUUUGUUUAUCUUCAGCAAUCGAACAAUCAACCUUCAGGGACAGUAUUAGAAUGAUCCCAACUCAAACUACAGAAGGAAUCGUGGGACAGAAACUAGGAAAUGUUCAUGAAAUAUUCUAAGGGCUGAAGCUCUCCAAUUGGUUUUAUAUUAUAUUAUAUUUAUAUUAGUAGCUAAUGAGAUCCCAGUUACAAACUGGUUUUGCCCUCUUUAAUGUAGUGCAGAGUUUUCUUAUCAACAUGUGCAGAACCAGAGAAUUGGGAUCACGUAUUUGGUGUAAAUAAACUACUGGGUGGAAUAGAAACAGUAGUAUAUGUUAAAUGCAGCUGUAUAUGAAACAAAGCCAACUUGUUUGCUUUUUGUGAUGCUUAAGGUAAAACUAAUUCUCCAUAGGUACAAGUCGAAAAAAUAAAUAGGGUUCCAGAGGGCUCUCUUUUUAUAAUCCAAUGUAUAAAAAAUAAAUUUUCAUGUUUUUAUACUUCAUCUAAU
This is a messenger RNA of Xenopus laevis (African clawed frog), 3069 nucleotides long. RefSeq names its product programmed cell death protein 6 (gene pdcd6.S). Lineage: Eukaryota; Metazoa; Chordata; Amphibia; Anura; Pipidae. The transcript has 6 exons. The record is from RefSeq and is a predicted model, not a curated record. The coding region runs from base 676 to 1236 and encodes 186 amino acids.